CAACGCUCAACAUCAGUCGCUGCGGAAGCGUCGACCAGCCAAGAAGGUCACCUGAAGCUGCCUCUGUUCACUCAGUGCGCCAGGAAUUCAUUUCCACCCACGAAGCGGAGGAGUAAAUAUUUAACCGGAAUGUACACAAUUUUAUCGCGAGUAGAAAUUGUGCGCCGUUGAAGUAACUUGGCAUUGUUAAAGUCACCCGAAAUGUUUAAUUAAUUGGUCAGUUUUGUGCUGCUGAAUUUGAAUAUGUUUACAGAGACUCGAAGGCGAAGUUGGGAAAUUUGUUACGCUUGAAAUGCUGAUAUACUUUCGGGGUGUAUUCAACAGGUUACCCCGCUCGUUCUCAGUGUGAAUAGGGAACGGAAAUAUAAAUGACAUAAGAUUUAGAAGCUCAGAAGAUGUGUCAGUGCGAGUUUUUCCGCGCGGAAAAGAGUGUAAUCUUGCAAGAGAGAUCAAAAGAGGGUAGAUAGAACCACAAUAAAUUCCAACAUCACUCUGGAAGUGUUCAUCCAUCACAAGAAGAAUUCACCAUGGAAAAUUACACGGGCAUCAUGGAGAAUGAGUACAAUGCCGCUGUGGACUACGCCGCGGCCAAUCUGUCGCAGGCGUUGGCGCAGAACGCCCCCAACCAAGUGGCAGCACUGGAGCGGCCGGAUGUGAUUGACAUGAAGCAGCCGGAGGCGCCGGAGGAGUUUGGCCAGCGCGACACGAUCAUUGCGCCCAAUCUGCGAGAGGAAUUGAGCGAGUUUGCGUCCACGAUGGAGCAGGAGCCUAUCUCCGAGCCCUUGAUGGCUCCAGAGGCCGCAGAGAGUGCGCCCCCGGCGGAGUCGGACGCUUGUGCGCCCGUGACGGAGCCAGAGGCGCCUCCGGAGACGGAUUUAAUAGCCGAGGUGAAUGUGCAAGAGAACGAGGCGACAGAGGAGGCGGUGGAUGAGACUCAGCAAGAGGGUGAGGAGGAGCCUGGAGCUGAUCCCAUUGAAGCGGAGUCCCAGGAGAACGCCAAGACGGCGGAGGAGGCGGCCGAGGAGCCACAGAAUGAGCGCCCGAAGGAGGAGGAGCUGGACAAGAACCAGUGUCGUGUGUGCACUUCCAAGGAAAAUCUGGUGGACAUCUUCUCGCCACUAGAGGACUCAGUGAUCAGUGACAAAAUCCAGCUCAUCUGCCGGACGGUGAAGAUUAUGGAGAGGGACUUCCUGCCGCAUUUGAUUUGUGGCGCGUGCAUUGACAAGCUGAAAAUUGCGCUGGAAUUUAAAGCGACCUGCGAGAACACCGACCGCGAGCUGCGGAUGAAGUUGAAACGGAGCAAGAACAAGGUGAGGAGAAACACGGAGUUUGUCAUCAUCGAUGCCGAUGUGUUCUCCGAUUCGCAUUCGGAUGAGGAGAAAAAGCGCACGGACGAUGAGGAGUUCCAUCUAUCGGACGUGAUUGAGUCGCAGUCGGAGACAGACAGCAGCUAUUCGGACGCCGAGAAGCCCAAGAAGUACAAAAGGCGCGCUGGAAGACCUCCGGGCGGCGGCCAGCGGAAAGGUCGGCGGCCGCGGAGCGAUGUGGUGUUCAUCGCGGCGCCUGAGAGUGACGUUGAUGACUCGUCGGACGCGAAACGGAAAUUCCGCGGCAAGUCUCUGCAGUGCCAGACGUGUCACGAGGUGUUCGCCAGUCCGGCGAGUCUCUCGAAGCACUCCUGCCAGGGCCAGUCACACGCCCGGGACGCGCUGGAGGACGCGGACUAUGACGAUGACGAGGAGGACAAGCCACUGGCGAAGCGGCUGAAGACCAUCAAGAAAGAGUCCGGGCACGAAUGCAAGUUCUGCCGGUUGACCUUCAAGAGCCUGGCCGAGCUGAAGCGCCACAAGAGCACGGAGCACACUGGCGACAAGCCCUACAUGUGCCGGCUGUGCAACAAGACCUUCAAGCUGGCGCAGAGCCUGAACGGGCACCUGCUGCGUCACGAGAACGAGGAGAUCAACAUCUCGUGCGCACAGUGCUGGAAGUACUUCCCUAAUAAGAAGGAGCUGCGGAAGCACGAGAUGUCGGCUCACGCCAUUGCGUUCCAGUGUGACAAGUGCAAGAGGAACUUCACGUCGCAGACGCGGCUGAACAACCACCGCCACCAGACGUGUCCUGGCGUCGUGGCGGCGCCCAAGCGGCGGCAGGAAGUGGAGGCGUCAGUCGUGGGCAGGGAUCUGUUCAAGUGUGUGGCACCUAUGACAUCCACCUACUGGAGUGACUCCUUCAGCGAGUAAUGCAUCACAGCAAAGUGUGUCUUUUUUGCUUUUUACCUACAGUCCUCUUUUCUGGAAGAAACCCUUCUUGUCCUCAAUACAUGAGAAUGUAUCGUGUUUUCUGUGCAAAUGCCAUGAACGAGAGAGAAAGACGUAAGAUAAUAAAUUUUCUUAUAAUUAGUAAACAUGCCUAGGACAAAUCAUUCCUUUUCCUGCGACGUGGGAAGAAUUGACGAUAGGACGUGAAUUAAUUGUGUGUCGCUUCACGUGACAAAAGCCACAAUCGGCAAAGAUUUCACAGGUUGGCAGCAUUUCCGGCACAUUGUCUACAUCUCGAUGCAUUGUUUACGCCCUAAAUUGUUUUGUAUAGUGAGACAUGGAAAUAAAUUUCUUUUUCAGUGUUCUCAAUGCUUUCGUAUUCACUUGGACUGGAAUUGAGAAAGAAAUGUUUGAUUAAUUUUAAUCGCCAUAAAAGUGCGGGAUGGAAAGUAUGAUAACGUAUUAGGAAGUGCUUUUCUUAUUUGUAUUCCUCGAGUCGAUUGCAAUCAUGCACUUAAUUUGAUUUUUUUACGAAAAUGCUUAUUUCAAAGAUACAAAAAUAGAAUACAAAGAGAAUUGAACA
Phlebotomus argentipes is the source of this 2841-nucleotide messenger RNA. RefSeq names its product serendipity locus protein delta. The coding region runs from base 528 to 2240 and encodes 570 amino acids. Gene Ontology annotation, cellular component: nucleus. NCBI's taxonomy places the organism in Eukaryota, Metazoa, Arthropoda, Insecta, Diptera, Psychodidae. Gene Ontology annotation, molecular function: zinc ion binding. The record is from RefSeq and is a predicted model, not a curated record. The transcript is spliced from 2 exons.